Molecule: messenger RNA, 3975 nt
Organism: Peromyscus leucopus (white-footed mouse)
Lineage: Eukaryota; Metazoa; Chordata; Mammalia; Rodentia; Cricetidae
Product: ESF1 homolog
Biological process (GO): rRNA processing
Cellular component (GO): nucleus
Molecular function (GO): RNA binding
Source: RefSeq, a predicted model, not a curated record
GUUUUUCUGGAUAUUUCUUCAGUAAGACUUUAAAAAUGUCCUCCAAACAAGAAAUAAUGAAUGACCAGCGGUUUAGGCGGGUUUCAAAGGAUCCCAGAUUUUGGGAAAUGCCAGAAAAGGACUGAAAAGUCAAAAUUGACAAGAGGUUUCGAGCCAUGUUUCAUGACAAAAAAUUUAAAUUGAAUUAUGCUGUUGAUAAAAGAGGGCGCCCUAUCAACCACAGCACUACGGAAGACUUGAAACGCUUCUAUGAGCUUUCAGACUCUGAUUCUGAUCUCUCUGAUGAAGAAAGCAAAGUACUGAACCAAAAAAAAGUAAAGCAGAAACAAAAACAGACCAAAAAAGAAGCAAAGUCAAAAAUACUGAUUGAGGAGAAAAAGAAAGAAACGAAAAAAAUUGAUCAAAAGGAUCCUAUAAAUAAAAAUGACUUAGAUAAUUCUGAAAAAAUUCAGAAAAUGAAAAACUUGUGUAAAUCACAGAAGAUAGAUUCAGAAAUAAGUCCGAAGAAGGAUAGUGAAGAAUUUCUGCAAAAUACAAAAAAGAAAAGGAGCAUCACUAACUAUAGUGCAGACUCUUUGCCUAAAGGAAAACAAAGGACCAAAGAUUCUAGUACCUCUGAAAUUGUGAAAUCUCCAACAAUCACUGGUUCUAAGGCAAAAAGAGAAAAGCAAUCAGUGCUUCCAGUCAGAAUGGCAAGAGACAGUGAUGGUAAAAUGCUGGACAAAGAUGCCCUGGAGGAAGAUUCAGACAGUGAUAGUGAAAUAGGAAGUGAUGAAGAAUCUGAAGGUGAAGUCACAAGUGAUGAUAGAACUUCAGCUGAUGAUGAUGAAAAUGAAGACGAAGAAGAGGAAGAUGAGGAUAGUGAGGAUGAUGAUGAAAGUGACAGUGGUCCUGAUCUUGCAAGGGGUAAAGGAAAUAUAGAAACUAGUUCUGAAGAUGAAGAUGAUUUCGAAGAUUUAUUUCCAGAAGAACCUGGUUUUGAACAUGCUUGGAGAGAAUUAGAUAAAGAUGCUCCUCGGGCUGAUGAGAUUACACACCGACUAGCAGUUUGCAACAUGGACUGGGAUAGAUUAAAGGCAAAAGAUUUGCUGGCUUUGUUCAAUUCAUUUAAGCCCAAAGGCGGAGUUGUAUUUUCUGUAAAGAUAUAUCCUUCGGAGUUUGGAAAGGAGAGGAUGAAGGAAGAGCAAGUUCAAGGACCAGUAGAGUUACUGAGUAUUCCUGAGGGCCCCGAGAAAGACUGGUCCUCUAGAGAGAAGCUAAGAGACUAUCAAUUUAAACGAUUGAAAUACUAUUAUGCAGUAGUGGAAUGUGAUUCUCCAGAAACUGCAAGUAAGAUUUAUGAAGACUGUGAUGGCCUGGAAUUUGAAAGCAGUUGUUCUUUCAUAGACCUAAGGUUUAUACCAGAUGAUAUUACUUUUGAUGAUGAGCCCAAGGAUGUGGCCUUAGAAGUUGAUCUAACAGCAUAUAAACCAAAGUAUUUCACAUCUGCUGCAAUGGGAACAUCAACGGUGGAGAUUACUUGGGAUGAGACUGAUCAUGAAAGAAUCACAACACUUAACAGAAAGUUUAAAAAGGAGGAGCUUUUGGACAUGGACUUCCAGGCCUACUUAGCUUCCUCCAGUGAGGAUGAGGAGGAAGAAGAAGAAGCACCGCAAGCGACUUCCAGGAAAACAAGCGCAGGAUGGUAUGACUACAAGCGACUUCCAGGAAAACAAGCGCCUCCUUGGAACCAUCCCAGUGAUGGCAACCAUAGAUUAAUUAAUGUUGUGCCAAAGAGACCGCCUCUGGGAGACAAGAGAUCUUCUCUGCUUGCCAAACCCAAGGAAGGAGGCUACAGUAGAUACUACUGUCAUGUUGAUUACCAAGAAUGGGGCAAGGGCCGCUGUUUUACUCAGGAUCCAAGAAGAGCCCCACCCUACAAAAGAGGCCAUUAUGGCUACCGAUGGUCAAGAGAUGAGUAUUCCACAAGCCAACAGCCUCAAUACAGGGCCAUGAGAAACGGCUUUAGAAGAAAACGUUUCUAUUCUUCCCAUUAUUCAAGACAACUCUCUCCCCAUAAACGGGGCACUCCUUUUUUGAGAGAAUCACGUGUGGGCGGGAAGGACUCCCUACACAGCAGAUUUGGAUCCAGUCUCAGCAGUAGAAGCAGGAUGCGCUCCUUCCAUCAGUCUCGACGUAGAUGUAAAGAGAGAGCCAUCCAGUUUUUGAAAACAUCAAGAGAUACUGUGCCCUCAAGUUCUUCAUCCAAGGUGUUAAAAAGCCCCAGCCAGCUGACUGAGAAGGAACAGGCUGAUGCUGCAAGCAAGAGGGCUAAUGAAAAUCCCAAGCAGUCAGAAGAAAACAACUUGGCUGAAAUUUCCGAGUUUGAGACGGGAUCCAAGGCACCAUUAUGUAUCAACCAGACAGAAGAACCCGAGUCAAACACAACAGCUGGCCCAGAAUUGUGUGAAGACAGCCAGCUUAGCAUUCGCUCAAAAGCGAUUGCAUCAAAAAUCACUGAGAUUGAGAAGGUUUACCGACAAGUCUGUGAAACUUUCGGGAUGGUGGUGGAAAGGCUGGUUGAAAAGGAUCGUUCGUUAGAAAAAUCUAUACAGUUUGCAAUGAAGCAGAGUUUGCAUGAAAUAGUUGUAUCAAAUAUCAAGCCAUUCUCUUUACUGAAUAACCAACAAUGUUCUCCUACUUUUAAUUUUAUGUUGAAUUUCUUGACUUCAAAAAUGCUUAUUAUUUUCUUCAUAUUCACUUAUUGUGGUCCUUACAAUGUUGAAACUCUCUUUACAUUCCUCUUUAAGGCUCUUGCUGAAGAAGCUAGUGAAGAUGAGCUUCCUUCUGAUGUUGAUAUGAAUGAUCCCUACUUUGCUGAAGAAGUUAAAAAAAUAGGUAUAAAGAAAAAAUCAACAAAAUCUGCAAAAGACAACACAUCUUCAGAGGAAAAAACUGAACUAGAAAAACAAAAGGCAGAAAUGGCCUUGCUUGUAAUGGAUGAGGAAGAGGACAGCAAGAAACACUUCAACUAUGACAAGAUUGUGGAGCACCAGAAUCUGAGCAAAAAGAAGAAGAAACAGCUUAUGAAAAAGAAGGAGUUAGUUGAGGAUGACUUUGAGGUAAAUGUUAGCGACACACGGUUUCAGGCAAUGUACACUUCCCACUUGUUCAAUUUGGAUCCCUCUGAUCCUAAUUUCAAGAAAACAAAAGCUAUGGAAAAAAUUCUUGAGGAGAAAGCCCGGCAGUGAGAACGCAAAGAAGAACUACUUACUCAAACAGUAGAGCGAGCUCAGCAGGACACGGGAAAGCCGACACAGAAGCGGCCCAUAGAUCCUGCCUUGUCUUCGCUGAUUAAAUCCGUGAAAAACAAAACAGAGCAAUUCCAAGCCAGAAAAAAACAGAGAGUCAAAUAACUGGGUACUGUCUCUGUGAUCUCAAGUACACAGAAAUAGUAUAAGGGAUAAUGGGGAUGAAGCCACCUUUCUAGAGUAUGAAAAAAUACCCUUUUCUGACCAUCAUGAAGUUGUUCUUCAUUGGGACUAGAGAGAUGGCUCAACAGUAAAGAACAAAGGUGCUUUUGCAGAGCAUCUGAGUUUGCUUCCCAGCACCCACAUGGCAGGUCACAACCCUAUGUAAUUCCAGUUCCAGGAGAUCCAGUGCCUCUCUGUGAGCAUUGUGUGCCCAUAAUGCCUACACAAACAUAAAUGCAGGCAAAAUAGUCACACACAUAAAUUUUUUUUUAAAAAAUGUUCUCCUUACAUAAUUGUUCUAAUUGUAAAUAAUUCAUAUAUUCACAUUUUAUACUGUGCAUUUCCACAGAUUUGUCAUAAUUAUGUGAAUUACAGAAUUUAUAAGAUUUUUAUAUUGUAUGAAGUUCAUUUCCUACAAGUACAGUGUUACUCUAGCUUUCUAGAAGACUACUGACAAUAUAUGUAAAAAAUGGUGUCCAUUUUUCUGUGUAAAGAUUAAAAAUAAAUUUAAAAAAUACAUAUA